Puccinia triticina is the source of this 606-nucleotide messenger RNA. RefSeq lists its product as uncharacterized. Lineage: Eukaryota; Fungi; Basidiomycota; Pucciniomycetes; Pucciniales; Pucciniaceae. The record is from RefSeq and is a predicted model, not a curated record. The coding region runs from base 1 to 606 and encodes 201 amino acids. The transcript has 3 exons.
AUGGAGCCGACCAACAAGCCUAUCGGAGUUCAACUUGCCUGGCCCAUCAAGCAAUCCUCUCGGCCUCCAACGCCAGCCAAAACCUCGCAGGCGGAGGUCCCAAAGGGAGAACAGAGCAGCGCCAAGAGACGGAAAACCUCAGACAUUUGGAACCACUUCACCAAGACCAACAAUGGCACAACCACCAAGGCAAUUUGUUUGAGUUGUGGCUCUACCCUGUUGGCUCAAAGCAGCGCCGGAACAAAUCACCUCUGGCAAAAUCACCACUGCUGCAAAGCAGAGCCACACCAAUCAUUGCUGAUCCCGAGGCAAUCUAUAUCCCAGCUUGAUUGUAUGCCACGGUUCAACCAGGAGGCCAUCCGUGAAUCCUUGGCAAAGAUGAUUCCCAAGUUUAAGAUGAUCGACCAAGCCACAUUGCAAGAAGAUUGUAUGAAAUUGCACAAGAAACGGAAAGCAGUGAUCGCCAAACAGCUUGAUGAGCAGCACGGUAAAAUCGCGCUCACCGUCGAACAAUGGUCCUGUCAAUAUACGUCCUCCUACCUUAAAAUCUCUUCUCAGUACAUCAACCCCGAUUGGAAGCUUAUCAACAGAGCUAUUGGAUUUUGA